AUGCGUCUUUUCCAAAUCGCAUCGGCGCUUCUAGGCGCGCAAGUCGCCUCGUCGACAGCACUUCGUCGGGCCGCAGACACAACCGGAACCAUCGGCUCUGGUGACUUCAUUGUCGAGUUUGCUGAUACGAUUAAGUCGGCGUCGGCCUUUUACGAUGCCCUCGAGUCGGAAGGAAUCAGUGCAAAUCCUCGUGCCGAAUUCAGUUCCCGCCUCUUCAACGGCGUGUCUUUCCAAGUCCUGAACGCGAGUGGCAGUGAUGGAAAGCAGAUCCUGCAACAACUUGAAGCGCUGACACAGGUAAAGGCUGUCUGGCCUGUUCGCUCUGUCCGCCUGAAUAUGCCGGAAACCAGUGAGGCUCCAGCUUUGAAUGACACUGCCGGCGAUUCUCUGCAACGACGCCAAAUCAGCCGUCGGGAUGCCGCUGAAGACACCUUUUCGCCCCAUGUCAUGACCCAAGUCGACAAAUUACGAGCAGAAGGAGUUACCGGAAAGGGCAUUCGCGUUGCAAUCAUUGACAGCGGCAUCGACUAUACCCACCCGGCCCUUGGAGGAUGCUUUGGACCUGGCUGCUUGGUUGAAGCCGGCUGGGACUUUACUGGCGAUGAUUUCCUGCCUGGAACUAUCGAGGCCAAACCUGACGCGGAUCCUAUGGAUGACUGUCAAGGACACGGAACUCAUGUUGCGGGAACUGUUGCUGCACAGCUCGAGGGCAACAAGUACGGCUUCACCGGAGCUGCACCUGGAGUCAAGCUAGCAGCGUAUCGUGCUUGGGGAUGUCGUGCCACAUCUACCAACGAGAUUCUACUGUCAGCUUUCAUCCGGGCUUUCGAGGAGGGGGCUGAUAUCAUAUCUUGCUCAGAUGGCGAUGCUGGCGGCUGGCCCUCGGAUGUCUGGAGUGUUCUUGCCACACGCAUCGUAGAUGCGGGAGUGCCCGUCGUCAUCUCUGCAGGCAACGACGGCGGUCUUGGUCUCUUCUACGCGUCAGCUCCGGCUACGGGACGUGGAGUGACAGGUGUAGGCGCAGUUACUAACACAGAGUUCCCAGCGCUGCUCACCGCCGGCUCGUACAUUGUUGAAUCCAACAAGACGAGUCAAGAGUUUGGAUUCUUGCCUGGAUUCCCUGAGUUUCCUGAAAAUGUUACCCUUUCUUUGUGGUCUGCUGCUGAUGCCGACAAUGCUUGUUCGGCAUUGCCUGAUGAUACUCCGGAUUUGAGCAAGCGAAUUGUUCUGCUGGAGAAUCUUGAUGCUAGGGCGACCGGAUGCUAUCCACAGGACCAAGGCACCAAUGUGGCUGCUAAGGGGGGCCAAUACUUGCUCUACUACGCCAAGGACAACCUGACAAUGCGUGAUGAACUCUAUAACUACGCGGAAGGCAUCCAGGGCGUGGCAACAGUCCCCCCUUACGUCGCCCAGAAGUGGCUCUCCCUUCUAAAAGAGGGCAAGACUGUCACAGUCUCUCUACCUGGGGGAAACAAUACUGCUGUACGCCUUGAGCAGCUCGAGAACAACGUGAGCGGAGGCUACAUGGGGGAUUUGUCUAGCUGGGGCCCAACUUGGGAACUGGCCAUGAACCCCCAGAUCGCCGCACCUGGAGCGAAUAUCCUUAGCACGUUCCCAGUGGCCAUGGGAGGCUACAGAGUUAUGACAGGAACCAGCAUGUCUGCACCUCUCGUCGCCGGUAUCUACGCUUUGAUCGGCGAGGUUCGCGGGAGCUUAAAGCCAGAACUCCUGAGGCGACUCAUCGUGUCAACCGCAAAGCCCCUUGACUGGUUCGAUGGAAAGAAAGCAGAUCCAGAUAUGCCAGCCCCGGCACCACAGCAAGGUGCAGGUAUCGCCCAAGCCUUUGACGCAGCGCACACCACCGUCGAGCUUAGCAUCGAGAGCAUCUCGUUCAACGAUACCGACCACUUUGUUGGAAACAAGACUUUUAGUGUGAAGAACACAGGAGCUAGCGACGUUGCCCUUCAGCUCUCUCACCGUAAAGCGCCGACCAUGUACACUUUGCAGCCAGGCUUGUCUCCUUUGAUGGCUGCCUCCUUCCCGAAUCCGAUAGUUGAGGAGUGGGCUGAUAUCAACUUCAGUUCUAGCAAGAUUAAUGUCCCUGCCGGUGGCUCUGUCGACGUGACUGUCACCUGUACACCUCCAGAGAAUGUCAACGGGACUCUGCUACCCGUGUAUAGCGGACACAUUGCCCUGACAGGAUCUAACUCAUCCCUGGUGCUGCCGUACCUUGGAGUUGCUGGAAGCAUGCGCGAUAUCCCUGUUCUACAAGCUUCCCAAGUCUAUCUUGCCAACUACAACAACGAAGUCCCCGCCAACAGGACCUACACCAUCCCACGACCAGAUCCCGCUAACCCACCGCUCACGGACCGUGGUGAUCAGGAUACCACGCCAAAUGUCUACAUCAAGCCCACUAUCGGGACUGCUGCGCUCCACGUUGAUGUCUUGCGUGGUGGUGCCAAGGGGGAUGCCAUCGGGGCGCUGGCUGGUUGGCCACUUCUCUACCUGCCUCGCUCGGACCAGCGGGCCUAUGUCAAGGGACUGCUCGCCAACGGUACUGUGCUAGAUGAGGGAGUUUAUUCCCUGAGAGUUAGCGCGCUGAGGGUGUUUGGCGACAAGGCUGAUAAAGACGAUUGGGACGUUGUGACGACGGUGCCCUUCAACUUGAAGUACGAAUCGUAG
Molecule: messenger RNA, 2682 nt
Organism: Fusarium vanettenii 77-13-4
Lineage: Eukaryota; Fungi; Ascomycota; Sordariomycetes; Hypocreales; Nectriaceae
Exons: 5
Coding region: 1-2682 (893 amino acids)
Biological process (GO): proteolysis
Cellular component (GO): cell wall; cytosol; membrane
Molecular function (GO): tripeptidyl-peptidase activity; serine-type endopeptidase activity
Source: RefSeq, a predicted model, not a curated record